AACACCACCCGGCGGCAGAACCGCGGAGACAACGUGUUUCCGUGCGGUAUCCCCGCCUGUUCAAACUCCGGGAAAGCACCCAGUUGUCCCGUUGGUGGCCCAAACCAAAACACUAUGGCGGCGCCCAACUGAGUGAGCUGCGGCCUGACGAGCUACAGACACAGCGGACGACACUCCUGUCUUCAGAGGUUAAAAACGACUCUUAAAUUAAAGUAUGGACGCCGUUGGAGAAGACGAACCGGACCCCAUAAAGCUCAAGUCUAUCAAGAACAACAAAACAUUCACAGUGCCUCAAAAUGACAGGUUUGGGAGCUGCAGAAGUGUCAGAGAGUUUGAGAAACUCAACCGCAUAGGAGAAGGAACAUACGGCAUUGUGUACCGAGCGCGAGACACAAAGUCAGAUGAAAUUGUAGCAUUGAAGAAAGUCCGGAUGGACAAAGAGAAAGAUGGGAUCCCCAUCAGUAGCCUCAGAGAGAUCACUCUGCUGCUGAGGCUGAGACAUCCCAACAUAGUGGAACUGAAAGAAGUGGUUGUUGGCAGCCAGCUAGAGAGCCUGUUUCUGGUGAUGAGUUACUGUGAACAGGAUCUGGCCAGUCUGCUGGAAAACAUGCAGACACCGUUUUCUGAGGCUCAGGUAAAGUGUAUUGUCCUUCAGCUGCUCAGAGGCUUGGAGUAUCUCCACCACAACUUCAUUAUACACAGGGACCUGAAGGUGUCUAAUCUGCUGAUGACAGACAAAGGCUGCGUUAAGAUUGCUGAUUUCGGGCUGGCCAGAAUGUACGGCAUCCCACAGCAGCCCAUGACGCCUCGAGUGGUCACACUGUGGUACAGAGCUCCAGAGCUCCUCCUAGGGACCAAGAGCCAGACUACAGCCCUGGACAUGUGGGCUGUCGGCUGCAUCCUGGCUGAGCUGCUGGCUCACAAACCUCUGCUGCCAGGAACCUCGGAGAUCCAGCAGGUCGACCUGAUAGUUCAGCUGCUGGGAACACCCAACGAAAACAUUUGGCCGGGUUUUUCUCAGCUGCCCCUCAUUGGUCAGUACAGUCUGAGGAAGCAGCCAUACAACAACCUGAAGAAUAAAUUCACCUGGCUGUCUGAUGCUGGACACCGACUGCUCAACCUGCUCUUUAUGUACAACCCACAGCGCAGAGCUACUGCCAAAGAUUGUUUGGAGAGCUCCUACUUCAAAGAGAAACCUCUACCCUGUGAACCAGAGUUGAUGCCAACCUUCCCCCACCAUCGCAACAAGCGGGCUGCUCCUGCAGCAGAGAGCCACUCGAAACGGAGCAAAGUGUGAUGAAGACUCUAACGACGAGACAUUGGACUCGAAGACAAACCUGUGGUGGUGACAUUCUUACAAAUGUGCACUCAAAGGAUGGACGUUGGUGUCUGGCCACGCUAGAUCUGCUCGUAAAGACUUACUCUGGAACUUUGAGCAAAUGCAAAACAGAACAGUUCGUAUCAGUUUCAGCACAGCCACAGCAAACAGACUUGGAUUAACACAUUGCUGGACUGCUUUCACAGAACUCUGUGUUCGGUAUAAUGCAGCAGAAGUCGUGAAGAUUUCGAAAGGCUGCAAGAGCACAUUUUCUGCUGUAGAUCUGGUUGUUUGCAGCACUGUUCAUGGGCUCAAUAGAAAUCUCCUCUGUUAGGUUUCUGAAGUAUUUCUUAAUAUUCACAUUGCUGCCAAGGUCUGCGCGCUAAAUGAAGCGAUAGUAAUGAGGACAAUGUUGCCUUGACAGAUAUGCUGAGGUAUUUCAUCCCUUGUGUGGAGCAUUUGUCACAUUUUUAGAUGUGCUAUUGUAACCGUCUCUGCUGUUCUGAUAAAACUAUGAAAGGGCACGGCAACAAGGAACUGAACCAACUUGCAUAAGCUCAGUCUGCCCACAGAAACACUGGGUCUGUGUGACAGCCUCUCGUAGGGAUUUGAGCAGAAGAAUCAAAGGAAACAAGAGUUGGUGGCAAAAUCAUAAAAAGCUCUCAGGUUUGGUCCUCCCAGCAUCAGUAUAAUGUCGAUGACCAGCUGUGUGUCCUGUCGAAGUGUCCUUGAGCAGAAAUACUGAACUCCUCAAUGUACUUGCUUAUUGUUAUUGUUAAAGGAAUAGUUUGACUUUUUGGGAAAUAUUGAUACCACUCUGAGAUGUCUGCAGGCUAAAUACGUAGCUAGUUCUUAUGUUGAGCUAACAGGCUGCUGGCUGUAGCUUCCUAUUUACUGCAGAGCCCUAAGAUUUGUAUCAGUCUUCUCAGAGUAUUCCUUUAAGAGCCUCAGCUUCAAUGCCUAAAUGUACUGUAAAUAAAGAGUGGCCUCAUUAGUAGAAAUCACUGAAAUGGUGUUUACUCCCAGCUGUCAAUAAAUAGGUAUCAUGGGUGGCACGGGUAUGAUGUUUUGGCAACGUGUUAUGUGUGCAAUCCAUUACAGGAGAUUUAAAAAGUAGCUGAUAGCAGUUAGCAGCUAAUUCAAAAAAAGACAAAUAGUGGCCAGAAAUGUCCAAAAAUUGAAAAACAAUGUGGUCUGGGAGCUCCUAAUCCUGCGAGCAGAGGACAAGGUCAGCCAAUAUUUAAUACAGAGAGUAAAUGACUGUUAUUGCCAUUGUUAUUGUUUAUAAAGUGCUGCUGAUGCCUAUGUGUUACGUUGCACUAGAGGCCGACGCUGUUGUGCUACAAGACACACCUCUUUUGCUUCCAUGAUGUGGGCAUGCUGUCUGAAAUCACACACUGGGGUGACAUGAUGUCACUGUUUGGUUUUGUGUAAAAAUGCAAAGCCUGCACGAAGAAGAGACUUCACAGCGGCCUAAUAGUCCAAAUUCUGUGUGAGAAGGGCAAAUGCUACAUCUCAUGCUGUCAUAAGUGCGAGCCUCUCAUCCAUUAUUAGAUGCAGGCUUCCUCCUCACAGUGAUACAGAUGGCGUGUGCAGAUAAGUAGAAAGAAAAUACUAGUUUUCACAUGAAACUGUUCACAACAAGGUCUGUGGAAUAUCUUAAAUACUGAGUCAUGAUUUCUGUAAAGAGACAUUGCUGUUGAGUUUAUUAAAUGUAUUUUUGUGGAGCUUUGAGCACCACAUGCUGAGUGUCAUCUAGUUCCAUUAGAUAAGAGAAAAGGCAGACAUAUCUCUAACACUCGGCAACCCUCGCC
Molecule: messenger RNA, 3132 nt
Organism: Epinephelus fuscoguttatus (brown-marbled grouper)
Lineage: Eukaryota; Metazoa; Chordata; Actinopteri; Perciformes; Serranidae
Gene: cdk10
Product: cyclin-dependent kinase 10
Exons: 13
Coding region: 215-1297 (360 amino acids)
Biological process (GO): regulation of mitotic cell cycle; protein phosphorylation
Cellular component (GO): nucleus
Molecular function (GO): ATP binding; cyclin-dependent protein serine/threonine kinase activity
Source: RefSeq, a predicted model, not a curated record